Molecule: messenger RNA, 1629 nt
Organism: Condylura cristata (star-nosed mole)
Lineage: Eukaryota; Metazoa; Chordata; Mammalia; Eulipotyphla; Talpidae
Gene: RAB27B
Product: RAB27B, member RAS oncogene family
Exons: 6
Coding region: 257-913 (218 amino acids)
Biological process (GO): melanosome transport; positive regulation of exocytosis
Cellular component (GO): melanosome; secretory granule
Molecular function (GO): GTP binding; GTPase activity
Source: RefSeq, a predicted model, not a curated record
UACGAGUCCUGCCACUUGCCGUCUGCCGGGGCCGGGCCGGAGCCGGGCUGCAGCGCCGGGGAUCGGCCGGGCGCCACAGGUUGGAAACUCAGGCGCUGUCCUCUGACUGUCGCCUGUCGAGCCGAUCCUGUGUGGCGGCUGGCGUGGAAGCCCCGGAGCUCGAGAGCUGGGGAGAGGGGAAGGCAACCUCUGAAACCUGACACUCAGCCCUCGCCCGAAAGGAAAGUUCGCAGGCUGGCCCACCAAGACCAUCACUAUGACCGAUGGGGACUAUGAUUAUCUAAUCAAACUCCUGGCCCUUGGAGAUUCCGGGGUGGGAAAGACGACAUUUCUUUAUCGUUACACAGACAAUAAAUUCAACCCCAAAUUCAUCACAACAGUAGGAAUAGACUUUCGGGAAAAACGUGUGGUUUAUAACACACAGGGACCCAAUGGAACUUCAGGGAAAGCAUUUAAAGUACAUCUUCAGCUUUGGGACACCGCAGGACAAGAGCGGUUCCGCAGCCUCACCACCGCAUUUUUCAGAGACGCCAUGGGUUUCUUACUAAUGUUUGACCUCACCAGUCAACAGAGCUUCUUAAAUGUCAGAAACUGGAUGAGCCAACUGCAAGCAAAUGCUUAUUGUGAAAAUCCAGACAUCGUAUUAGUUGGCAACAAGGCCGACCUGCCAGACCAGAGGGAAGUCAACGAAAGGCAAGCCCGAGACCUGGCUGACAAAUAUGGCAUUCCGUAUUUUGAAACAAGUGCAGCCACUGGCCAGAAUGUAGAGAAAGCUGUGGAAACCCUUCUGGACUUAAUAAUGAAGCGAAUGGAACAAUGUGUAGAGAAGACACAAGUCCCCGACACUGUCAAUGGAGGAAAUUCUGGAAAGCUGGAUGGGGAAAAGCCAGCUGAGAAGAAAUGUGCUUGUUAGGCUCUCCUCAGAAGGUGGUCAUCAAGCACCCCACACAAAUAACACUGCCCCAGACAGCGACGGACCACUGAUUGUUGUUGAGUAUACCAUAUAUAAUGACAUGUCUGUCUUUUUCUGCCAGAAAAUUCUCCUUUAAGAAACCAGAUUAAUUAACAGUGUUCAAAAGAAUGACCAGUAAUUUUCCAGUUAUCUGUGAGGUCCCUUCAAAACAAGAGCAAAGAUUUCCUAAUGUGAUCGACCCAUCAUGGACACCCAAUUUGUUUUUCUUAAAAAGAAAAUGUGUAGAUAAAAGGAUCUACAAAAAGGAAGGUCAGGGAGUUUUGAAUCAGAACAAAAAUUCCUGUGUCACAUUGGGAAGUGGGAUAGGCUACUAAAGGAAGAACAUAGAAGGAAAAGUUAAAAAAAGAUUAUGAUAUGCUUGUUAUAUAGAUUCUGAUUUGUAGUUUUGGGUUUGCUUCGGGGAGAGGAAAACACAUUAGCCAAAAAUGGAUGUACAGUAAAGACUUCUUAAUGAUUCAUUAAGAAUGGCAUUACUGUGUAUAUCCAAUAAGCUGAAUGACUAAAUAUUACUGAAAGUUAGGAGAGAUUGAAUGUAAGACUUCUGCUGAAAUGUAGGCAAUUGUGUCACCAUGCCAUUUUGUAUUCUUAGUAAAUGACAGGUAGGUAUGCACAGCACUGUAAAUGACAAAGUACCAGAAUCAUGCCUGGAAAAAAAA